ACCUUGGGUGGGAGCGCACGGCGCCUCAAAAUGUCCUCCAGUGGCACCCUCAGCAACUACUACGUGGACUCGCUCAUAGGCCAUGAGGGCGACGAGGUGUUCGCCGCGCGCUUCGGACCGCCCGGGCCCGGCGCGCAGGGCAGGCCCGCAGGUGUGGCCGACAGCCCGGCCGCUGCCGCCGCUGAGUUUGCCUCGUGUAGUUUUGCCCCCAAAUCGACCGUGUUCUCAGCCUCGUGGUCCGCGGUGCCCGCCCAGCCCCCGGCGGCGGCGGCGAUGAGCGGCCUCUACCACCCGUACGUGCCCCCGCCGCCCCUGGCUGCUGCCGCUUCCGAGCCCGGCCGCUAUAUGCGCUCCUGGAUGGAACCGCUGCCCGGCUUCCCAGGCGGCGCGGGCGGCGGCGGCAGCGGUGGCGGAGGUGACUGUGGCCCCGGCCCUGGUCCCAGUCCCGGCCCCGGCGGCCCACCCAACAGGCGCCACUACGGGAUUAAGCCUGAAACCGGAGCGGCCCCGACCCCUGCGGCCGUCGCCACCUCCUCCUCCACUUCCUCGUCUUCCUCCACCAAACAGACUGAGUGCUCUGCGGCCCGAGAGUCCCAGGGGAGCGGCGACCCCGAGUUCUCAUGCAACUCGUUCCUACGGGACAAGGCGGCAGCGGCGGCUGGGGGAACCCGGCCCGGGGCAGGGAUCAGGGCCGGGGCAGGCGGCUCGUCGGAGCCCUCGGCUUGCAGCGACCACCCGAGCCCAGGCUGCCCGCUAAAGGAGGAGGAGAAGCAGCAUCCGCAGCCGCCACCGCAGCAACUUGACCCAAACAACCCCGCCGCAAACUGGAUUCACGCUCGCUCCACCCGGAAAAAGCGCUGUCCCUACACCAAAUACCAGACGCUGGAGCUGGAAAAGGAAUUCCUCUUCAACAUGUACCUCACCCGGGACCGGCGCUACGAGGUGGCAAGGACUCUAAACCUCACAGAGAGACAAGUCAAAAUUUGGUUCCAGAAUCGUAGGAUGAAAAUGAAAAAGAUGAGCAAGGAGAAAUGCCCCAAAGGAGACUGACUGGGCGAGGCGCUGGCAGGACCGCUC
Messenger RNA from Molossus molossus (Pallas's mastiff bat), 1077 nucleotides. It is a transcript of the gene HOXD9, whose product is annotated as homeobox D9. Gene Ontology annotation, cellular component: nucleus. The record is from RefSeq and is a predicted model, not a curated record. Gene Ontology annotation, molecular function: RNA polymerase II cis-regulatory region sequence-specific DNA binding; DNA-binding transcription factor activity, RNA polymerase II-specific. Gene Ontology annotation, biological process: proximal/distal pattern formation; regulation of transcription by RNA polymerase II; anterior/posterior pattern specification. The transcript has 2 exons. Bases 31 to 1050 code for a protein of 339 amino acids. NCBI's taxonomy places the organism in Eukaryota, Metazoa, Chordata, Mammalia, Chiroptera, Molossidae.